AUGGCAGAGACAAUCAAAAAGCGCCCGGGCAGGCCAAAGAAGGUCGUGGAGGAAGAGCCCCUGGUCUUGGUAUCUGAGCCUACCGCGAGCGCGUCCGUGCCAGAGAAGACAACUGUGCGCAAAGCCACCACGAGCACCAAGACGGCGGCCAAAGCUUCAGUCCCCGCAGGUGACACCACAACGACAGCUACGAGAAAGACGACGAGGACGGUGAAGAAGGCAGUUGAGGAUGGCGAGAGCAAGACAGUGGUAGCGACAUCAAGCCCGUCAAGUACGAAGCGCGCCAAGACCACGACGGCAACCACCAAGUCAUCAACUAAAGCGUCACUUUCUCCGACGACAUCGUUGACAGAGACCAAAUCUAGCACGUCGAAAUCCAGGAAAGCCGCGCCGGAGCCUAUCGCCAACCCGACGCAGAGCCGUGCGGCAUCAGACGGCAAAGUGGCGUCUUCCUCAACAACCGCUGCGAAAACGACCAAGUCGUCAACGGCGCCGAAGUCGGCGCCGCCAAACUCACAGAGCAUAUCAGCCGAAGCAGCUGGGACCCCUAAAUCAUCGGAUGAAUCCUCUGCAACUGCCCCAGAGCCUUCAUCGACAGAACCCAUCGCGAGCAAAUCAUCCUUUCUCUCCUCCUUCUUCAACGAGCCCGAACCCGGUCCCGCCGGCGGCAGCACCAUCACAAUCGAAGAGGAGAAAACCCUACGCCAAAACGAGACCCCCGCACCACACACGCCCAAAGCUCGCGCCGCGGCAGCAAAGCGGCUACGAGAUGAGCAGCGCACCGCCACUCGAGCGGAUCCGGCGGCACCAGUCAUAGAUGGCCAGGCUGUAGCGAAAGAGCAGAUCGCGAUCCGCUCGCGCAUCCAGGCGUACGGCGCGAAGAGCUUUGCCGCGCUGCGGGCGAGGACCGAUAGUGAGCCUGAUGUUUCGACCUCAACCUCCCCUGAACCAGCGGCUUCUUCUUCUACUACUUCUACGCCACAAGUCUCAACGGAAGGAUCUAGCACGGCCGCUUCCCAGCCCAAGUCCACCACGACGGCACCCAACUUCCCACCACCACCGCAAACCACACCACCCGCACCCCCCACGCCGCCAGCAGCCUCAGCUGCCACGACCCCCACGACCGUACCCAGCACCCCACAACCCAAGCCCUCCCGCCUCCGCCCCCCUCAACCAUCAUCCACACCGGCCCCCCAAGCCGCCGCCGCCCUACCCGCAAAACCCAAGCCCAAACCCAAACCCUACGAGCGCCCCACCCCCCUAAAACCCACCGAAACCCCCCUCGCCGAGUUGAAAAAGAACCGCGAGUUCCGCCGCCUCUCACGGCGCUGGACGGGCUUUAUCGUGGCGUGUCCGAUCCUCAUUGCCACGAGCAUUGAAUUGUGGCGAAGGUAUGAGGUCAUGAGGGCGGAGAGGGUUGCUGGGGGUCUGGGUGUUGGUGGUGGUGGUGGUGGUAGUGCAGGGGAGGCGGGACGGAGGGGGACAGGGGAGGAGGGGAUGCGGAACGGGGGGAUUUGA
Cyphellophora europaea CBS 101466 is the source of this 1518-nucleotide messenger RNA. RefSeq lists its product as uncharacterized. The transcript has a single exon. The record is from RefSeq and is a predicted model, not a curated record. The coding region runs from base 1 to 1518 and encodes 505 amino acids. Lineage: Eukaryota; Fungi; Ascomycota; Eurotiomycetes; Chaetothyriales; Cyphellophoraceae.